Messenger RNA from Dentiscutata erythropus, 288 nucleotides. The record is from the annotation of a GenBank genome assembly. NCBI's taxonomy places the organism in Eukaryota, Fungi, Glomeromycota, Glomeromycetes, Diversisporales, Gigasporaceae.
AUGAGCAAUCAACGUAAUAGAGUAAAAAAAUUCUACACACCCUUGCCUCUUCUUCGUGUUCAUACAAAAGCAGCUAAAAGGUAUCAAGGUUCUUUACCUAUUACCCAUAAGUUACCAGCAAACAAAUCAAAUAAACAAUCAAAUCAUUUAAGUAAUUUAGAAAAUUUAAAUGAAUAUUCAAAUGAUAAUGAUUUAAAUAAAGAUGUAAAUUGGGAGAUUAGUAAAGAGGAAUAUUUUUUAGAUAGUGUAGAUUGGGAGAAUAAUGAGAUAAAAUACUUGUAUAAUAAU